AGAGAUAUUAAAGUUGAUUUAGUAAUUAAAUUAAAGCGAUGGUAAAUAUACCAUGCAAUGAAUUCUAGCCCUUGAUCAGGCCGUACUAAUAAUCCAAUCAGCAGCAAUAAAUUCAUGCUCUCGCAUCUCCAACCAUUGAUGACACUGGGGAAUUGAGCCAGCAUCUUUUACUAUCUAAAAUUUCACAUGUGCAUGACUGUGGAGGAUCAUCGUGGGUAAAGUCCACAUGAUAUGGACGGUCCAGAUUCAUCAACUGAACAACAAAGUCAACCAUUGAGCAGCAACGAACCAUGAUUGUUUUGUCUCGUGACCGGUCAAGUUGGCCUCUGUAAAUAAAGAGACAUGCAACUUGAACUGAAGAGAAGCAAAGCUUUUAUCUGAAUUCGUUUCUUGUGAGAGAAAAGAGUGAGGAAAGAUGACCGUUAUUGAGUCCGUUGUAAAGCUCCUCCUUGAAAAACUUGCUGACCCGAUCAUUCAAGAAGCUAUUCUCUUAUAUGGGGUUCGUGAACAAGUCGAAUUGCUCGUGGCAGAAUUCAGGCGGAUGCGAUGUUUCUUGAAAGACGCAGACACCAAACAAGAAGGAGAUGAAAGAGUGAAGAACUGGGUGUGGGACGUGAGAGAUGUUGCAUACGAUGCUGAGGACGUGAUCGACACCUUUCUCUUCAAGGUAGCACCACCCUUGAGGCAAAGAGGAUUUGUGGGCCGUAUUAGAAGGUACGCUUUCACCCCCCUUGAGUUGACAGCUCGCCAUGAGGUGGGCUUGGAGAUCGAACGGAUAAAGAAUAAAACCCGUACCAUCUCCGAAAGUAGGUCGACUUACGGAAUUGAAAAUAUAGGUCCGCAAGCAGGGACGAGCUCUGCCGGUCGAAGCCACCAAGAAUGGAGGCUCACUUCUCCUCUUUCUCAAGAACCCGAUUUUGUUGGGUUUGAGAAAGAUAUGGAGAUAUUGAUGGCCCAAUUGAUGGAGGGGGAGUCGCGGCGUUGUGUUGUUUCUGUAGUCGGAAUGGGUGGUCUGGGUAAAACCACUCUCAUCAGGAAAGUUUAUAAUAACACCCGUGUGAAGACACAUUUUUACUCUUGUGAAUGGAUUUCUAUAUCACAAGAGUAUAGUGUGAGAGAUCUUCUGACCAAGAUCAUAAAUCGCUAUAUGGUGAUCUCAGAAGCGGAUCUCAAGAACAUGGACCUCUUUCAGCUGAGGCAUAAAAUUUCUUUGUAUCUGCAAGAGAAGAGAUACCUGAUGGUAUUAGAUGAUAUAUGGACAAUGGAAGCAUGGAAUGCUCUCAAUGAUGCGUUUCCGGAUGUGAAUAAUGGCAGUAGGGUCGUGCUCACCACACGAAACAAAGGCGUAGCUUUAUAUGCAGAUCCACGAAGCCAGCCCCAUGAACUGCGAUUUCUAACCAAUGAAGAGAGCUGGGAUUUGUUCUGUAAAAAAACAUUAAUCCUAGUACGAGAUGGUGGUUGCCCGCAGGAUUUAGAGAAGCUGGGAAGAGAGAUUGUGGAAAAAUGCCAUGGUCUCCCUCUUGCGAUCGCAGUCAUUGGAGGGCUCUUAUCAGUAAAGGAACCAAGGGAGUGGGAGAAUGUACGCAAGAGCAUCAGUUGGCAGUUUGUCAAGGGAGAAGUCAAAAUCUCCCACAUAUUAUCUUUGAGCUAUAAAGAUCUUCCCUAUUAUUUAAAACCAUGUUUUCUCUAUCUGGGCAAUUUUCCAGAGGACCAUGAGUUCCGUGCCAAGGAGCUGAUUCAAAUGUGGGCCGCUGAAGGGUUUCUUCAACAGAGAGGGGAAGAAACAUUAGAAGAGGUUGGAGAAGAUUGUCUAAAGGAGUUGAUCCAGAGAAGCAUGGUUCAGUUAGCAAGAAGAAGUACAGGAGGGAAUAUUAAAAGUUGUCGCAUCCACGAUCUUUUACGAGAUCUCUCCAUAUCAGAAGCCAAGGAAGGUAUGUUUCUUCAAGUUCACAGUGGGAUCAAUGCAAGUGCUCCUCUUGUAUCUAGAGCCCGUCGAGUUGCAAUUUACCAUAACAACUCAAGUGAGUACAUUUCCUUAAGCCGUUCCACUCCACACCUUCGUUCUGUGUUAAUGUAUGGCCAUGGCUCUCCAUGGCUUCAAAGAGAAGAAGAAAAGUUUCUCUUUAGAGGCUUUAAGUUGCUUAGGGUGUUGUAUAUACACGGUGCAGUAAUAGAAAAGGUACCGAGGGAAAUAGGUGAACUAAUCCACUUGAGAUACCUUGGCUGUACAAGCACUGAUUUAAGAAGCCUCCCAUCGUCGAUAGGCAAUCUUCAUAAUUUACAAACUCUAUCUAUAGCAUGUCAUGAUGGUCUUAUGAAGGUACCAAGCACAAUCGGGAAGAUGAGACAGUUAAGACAUUUUCAUGUGAAGAGUAGAGAUAAGGACUUCCGUGUGACGUAUGGACAGAUAGAAGGGCGUCCAAGGCUUGACCGGAUAAAUAGCCUCCAGACUUUAUCACUUGUAACAUCUGGAAAAUGGAUGGAAGAUGGUUGCUUGGGAAAGCUCACCAAUCUUAAAAAAUUAGGAAUAUGCGUACAAACAGAAGCAGAUGCCGAGGUAUUGUACGAAUCGAUUGUCAAUCUGGAUGGCCUCCACUCUCUCUAUUUGAAAGGAAGUUUAAGCAAGUUACCCGACUCCAGUUUCUUUCCAAUAAACCUCACGAAGCUUACCUUGACCCGGUCUCAUUUAAAGGAAGACCCAAUGGUGACGUUGGAGAAGCUGAAAAACCUUCGCAUUCUCAGAUUGCUGAUUUGGUCAUAUCUCGGAAAGGAAAUGGCUUGCUCUGCACAAGGGUUUCCUCGACUCGAAUCCUUACAUCUUCGUGAGUUAUAUCUAUUAGAAGAGUGGGAAGUGGAGAAAGGAGCUAUGCCAAGUCUUUUACAUUUACAUAUCGAUCAAUGCUAUGAAUUGAAGAAGCUUCCGGAAGGACUGCAACACGUGAGUACCCUCAACAAAUUGCAGUUGUGGAGUAUGUCCGAUGAAUUCAAAGCAAGGCUUGAAGAAGACAGGGGAGAGGAUUGGGAUAAGAUUCGGCAUAUACCCUCCAUCGACAUAAGCGAUGGGAUAUGCUAAUUAUCAGUGGGCACAUUCUCUCGUUGGCAGAGCUAGAAAUCUGCACGUUAAUUGUUUGAAGAAAUGCUUCAACCAAGACCCUUUUCGCAACUUGUUGUAUGGUUAGAUGAAACCAACAGAUUCUAAGCAGUGGCACUCUAUGUCUUUGCAAGUGGUUAAUUGACAUUUUUCUCACAGUAGAAACUGUGAUGAUGUGCACGUGAAAACUGACCAGACAGAGUGACGAACGGUGGAAUUGUGACUAGAUGGUGAUGAGAUGUUUGGAUCAUAUUUUCUAAUUGUAACCUGAGGGUGUAUGUAUUUUUUGUUAUAUAUCUUUCGAUUAUAUGUUAUAUACUUCAAU
This is a messenger RNA of Magnolia sinica, 3416 nucleotides long. RefSeq names its product putative disease resistance RPP13-like protein 3. Gene Ontology annotation, molecular function: ADP binding. Gene Ontology annotation, biological process: defense response to other organism. Bases 416 to 3073 code for a protein of 885 amino acids. The transcript has 3 exons. The record is from RefSeq and is a predicted model, not a curated record. NCBI's taxonomy places the organism in Eukaryota, Viridiplantae, Streptophyta, Magnoliopsida, Magnoliales, Magnoliaceae.